AUGGAUCCCCGCUCUGUCACCAAUACCUCUACCCUUGAACCCAGCUUGCAACUCUUCACAAAUCUGUCUCACCUAAAACGCACCACCUGCGACCUCUGCCGAGAGCGCAAAGUACGCUGUGACAGGGGUAAACCCCAGUGUGGUCGGUGCAAAAGGACGGGUCAAACAUGUGCAUACCCAUCAGCUAGUGGGGAGGUGACACGCAUCAACUCCGAGCUCAGAAGUCUACAAUCACGACUGCGCCUGGCAGAGUCAAAGUUGCAUAAGCAGGAUAUGGCCUUUCCUGUUGAACUGGUCGGACCUGUUUUGAAUUCUAGAAGCAACAACAGCCCUCCCCAGGCACUACCAGUAACCACCGAGACCACGUUGGGAGAUCUCGUUAUACCACCUGAUCUGGAGUCUUGGGACCAUGCUAUGGACUUUGAUCCCCUAGAUGGGUUGCUUGACCGAGAUGUCUCUACCGAAAGCAGUAACCAAUGCGAAACUCUAAAUUCUAGUGCCCCUCGAUCUAUCUCAUCAGGCUAUGGUGACUCGGCCCCAUGGCCCUCAGAACCGCUUCAUAUAGCCCAGCGGACUAUGCAGCAGAAUGCGCAUCCCGACCUGAGAAACGAGGUGGGCGAGAUAUCACCAGCAACCACAGAACAACUUUUUCAUAACUAUAUCGACAUAGUGCAUAGACAAAUGCCCCUCAUCGACACCACAGAGUUCCUUCAGGAGACCGCAUACGCUACAUUAAAUCAGCAUCAGGCAUUGAAAUAUGCCGUUGCCAUGGCUGGGGCGGGCGCACGUAAUACGACAUUACAUCUUGAGCAUCAGUACUAUGUUGCCGCAAGAUCCCAUCUUGAAAUGGCGGAGACGCACAUGGGAAACUCCUCCUUCUUGAACCUCGAAACUGCACAAACAUUAAUCUUGAUUGCUCGCUACGAAUUCACACGGACAGAUACCACACGAGCCAUUAUUACCAUGGCCCGGCUUAUGCAACUCAUUCGUUUGCUUGAACUUGAUAUCAUCGAUCGUAGAAGAACACAAGACGAUCCCCUCCAGAAUUUACAUAAGAUCCACGAGUCUCGAAACACGUUAUGGAUUGCAUAUGCCUUUCAUUGUCACGCAUCCACUAUAUUCCCGCGGUGUGAGCCUAUCGAUAUAAAGACUAUCCACACCGCACUCCCCUGCGACUGGACAGAGGGUGACGAAGAUAUCCCUCAGAUAUUCCUAUCAGAAGCAGCCACACACCCUAAAAACAACAAACUCUCUUCUCUAGCCAUAUUUGUCCUCGCUAUGCGACUGGCUGCAUUCACUGAGCAACACCACCGAAUGACCGAAGCAAAUGUUUCGGGCAAAGGCGCCCCAGACUACAAUUUCUGUCUCGCCCACGAACGUAUCGAGAAUAUGAUCGGCAUGAUACUUUCCGCUUUAUCCGGAUGUUCUCUGCAAACGGAGCCGGACAAAGAGCUGCGCGUGUUGACGCUAGUCGUCACCUUCGGUGCACGCAUCACCCUUUACAAGGCAGCCAUUGUGAACGUGAAAAAGGCAUCCUUCCUAGGGCCCGUGGUGGGAGAAAGUGAGAAAACGGGUGUCUUGGCAGCAAAUGCUAUGUGUGACGUACUGCUACAGGCAGACGUAUUGAAUCCUGCUCAUGUCCCCAUGUAUCGGGCCAUGAGCGUAAUUAUCAUGCGCCCUCUGGCGCUAGCGGCCGAGUUUCAACUGUCUGUUGUGCGGAAUUCUGCGCAGGGCAGUGGGAUGGGCAUGUAUUAUAUGAACCGAGAGAUUCGGCAUUCAAUGGAAGUGAUAUGUGGUGCUAUGGAUGCUUUCCAGGAAGGCAUGUGUCAAUACGAUGUUGGCAUCCGGGAAUGUCGGGAGUACUUGGACCGUACGCAGUUUGGGAACCGAUUUUCCACCGAGUUUGGAAACAAACGGAUGUCAGGGUAG
This is a messenger RNA of Penicillium crustosum, 1929 nucleotides long. RefSeq names its product Zn(II)2Cys6 transcription factor. Gene Ontology annotation, molecular function: zinc ion binding; DNA binding; DNA-binding transcription factor activity, RNA polymerase II-specific. Bases 1 to 1929 code for a protein of 642 amino acids. Gene Ontology annotation, biological process: regulation of DNA-templated transcription; DNA-templated transcription. The record is from RefSeq and is a predicted model, not a curated record. Lineage: Eukaryota; Fungi; Ascomycota; Eurotiomycetes; Eurotiales; Aspergillaceae. The transcript has 6 exons.